AUGUUUAGAGAAAAUGCUGUUUUGUUGAAUAUUUCUCAAAAUCCUGAUUGUACCUUUUUUGUUUUAUCAUUUGCAGCUUCGGACAAAUCCAAGGUGCAAAGGAAUAAGUUGAAGACAUCUGGGGAAAAGAUUGACUACAAAUGCCAGGUUCGAGCAACCGAUGGCAAGAAGGCCAUUUCCACCAUUGUGAGUAUUCUAGCAUUUAUUUUCUUAAGGCUUGCUGAAGUUGAUUGGUUUGUAAAGCUCUACUUCCCCACCCUCGGGUUUUUUCAGCCCGCCUCUAUUCAUGCUUCCAUGUCUCCAUCCAGUGGACGGAGACAUGGAACUCCAUCCAUUGGACGGAGACAUUUCUCAUGGAACUCAUUGGAUGGAGACAUUACUGGACUGAGACAUUGA
Fraxinus pennsylvanica is the source of this 396-nucleotide messenger RNA. Lineage: Eukaryota; Viridiplantae; Streptophyta; Magnoliopsida; Lamiales; Oleaceae. The record is from the annotation of a GenBank genome assembly.